Messenger RNA from Vanderwaltozyma polyspora DSM 70294, 1374 nucleotides. RefSeq names its product Rud3p (gene RUD3). Gene Ontology annotation, molecular function: small GTPase binding. NCBI's taxonomy places the organism in Eukaryota, Fungi, Ascomycota, Saccharomycetes, Saccharomycetales, Saccharomycetaceae. The coding region runs from base 1 to 1374 and encodes 457 amino acids. Gene Ontology annotation, biological process: Golgi organization; endoplasmic reticulum to Golgi vesicle-mediated transport. Gene Ontology annotation, cellular component: Golgi apparatus. The record is from RefSeq and is a predicted model, not a curated record. The transcript has a single exon.
AUGGGUAAGAAUAAGAAGAAGGGAUCUAAGAAGACAGGAGGUGCUGCUGUUGAGGCUGAGGUACCUGCGGAGGUCGAGACCGCUUCUGAAGAGAAUAAUACAGUUGAUGGAUCUUUGCAAGACCCUAAAGCUUCUGAUCCUGUGGUGGAAAGUGGACUUGAUGAAGGUGCUGUGGUUGAGGAGGAGCUUGGUAUUGAUUCAGCUAAGGAUUUGAAGAUAAAGGAGCUACAAGAGAUGAUUGAAAAUUUGAAAGUAAAGUUAGAGGAUAAUUCUACAAAUGGUUCGAGCAAUGGAAACGAUGGAGAUUCAAGUUCAGAAUUGGAAAGUCUAAGAAACGAAAGAGAUCAUUUCGAAAAGCAGUACAAUUCUUUGUUGGAGAGAAUUUCGUCCAUGAAGUCUCUGUUUAGUAAAAUGAAAGAAAAUCAAAAAGAAUUAGAAUCUACUCAAGAACAAUUAAAUGAAUACGAAUCACAAAACUUAAAGUUAAAGACAAAAGUGGAUUCUUUGAAUAAAGAAAAAGUUGAAUUGGAGUCUACAAUCGUUACAUUAAAUCAAGAAUAUUCAAGUUUGGAAAAAGAAUUGGAAGAGUAUGAACGAAACGCACAAAAUUCAAGUUCAAAUCACAGUCGUGAAUUACAAUUGUUGAAAAAUGAAAAGAACAAAUUGAAUACACAAUUACAAGACCUGUCGGCCAUCUUAGAGAACAACAAGGAAGACAUUCGUAAUUUGAAAUUGGAAAAUACUGAUUUAAAACAAACUCUUGAUACAGUACAAAGAGACAAAUCUGAAUUAGAAAAGAACUUUGGAAGUUUAGAGAGUGAAUUAAAUAAGUUAGAAGCUAAAAAUGAAGAUGAUCUGCGUACAAAGACAAUGGAAAUCAAUUCUUUGAGGACACAGUUAGAUUCUUCAAAUGAUACAACAAAGGAAUAUUUGAAAUCUAUUGAAGAUCUGAAAAACGAGAUCCUAUCGAUGAAGGACUCGCUUAAAUCUAAGGAUGAGUUGGAAUUAAAGCAUAAAGAACAAAUUGCACAAAUUGGUAAAUUACGACACGAAAAUGUAGUUGUUAAUGAACAUUUAACCAAAGCGAUGGCAAUGAUUAAACAAUCAAGCGAUUCUGAAACUGUUGAUAAAGAAUUGAUUUCAAAUUUACUUAUUUCCUUCGUCACAUUACCUAGAGCUGAUACAAGGAAAUUCGAAGUGUUAGAAUUAAUUUCAAGUACAUUGUCCUGGGAUGAUGAUAAAAAACAACAAGCGGGUUUAAUCCAUGUAAUGAACAUGGAUGCUGCUCAACAACCAAAAAAGGCAUCAAGAACUAGAGCAUUCAUUUCUAAAUGGACAGAUUAUUUAGAAAAAGAAAGUGAAGCAGAUACAUAA